Molecule: messenger RNA, 525 nt
Organism: Vicia villosa (hairy vetch)
Lineage: Eukaryota; Viridiplantae; Streptophyta; Magnoliopsida; Fabales; Fabaceae
Exons: 1
Coding region: 1-525 (174 amino acids)
Biological process (GO): proteolysis
Molecular function (GO): aspartic-type endopeptidase activity
Source: RefSeq, a predicted model, not a curated record
AUGCCCUCAUACGCUAAAUUUCUCAAAGAAAUUUUAUCAAACAAGAAAAAGAUAAAAGACAAUGAAACCGUUACACUUACCGCUGAAUGUAGUGCGAUAAUUCAGAACAAGAUGCCUCCUAAGCUGAAAGACCCAGGGAGUUUCUCCAUACCCUGCAAUAUAGGAAAGUUUGUCAUAGACAAAGCUCUGUGCGACUUAGGAGCCAACAUUAGCCUAAUGCCUUUAUCUAUUUGCGAAAAGCUUAAUAUGGGAGAGUUAAGACCAACCAAGAUGUCAGUACAACUUGCGGACCGAUCCGUCAAGUAUCCUAUAGGCGUCCUUGAAAAUGUUCUCGUUCGCAUAGGACAAUUUUACAUCCCUACGGAUUUCAUAAUUAUGGACAUAAAAGAAGAUGUCAAUACCCCUAUAAUCUUAGGAAAACCGUUUCUGGCCACCGCUGGAGCCACUAUAGACGUAAAGAAAGGCAAGCUGACAUUCGAAGUAGGCGAAGAGAAAGUCGAGUUUAUUCUGACACAAUUCCUUUAA